This is a messenger RNA of Meira miltonrushii, 381 nucleotides long. RefSeq lists its product as uncharacterized. Gene Ontology annotation, biological process: protein secretion. NCBI's taxonomy places the organism in Eukaryota, Fungi, Basidiomycota, Exobasidiomycetes, Exobasidiales, Brachybasidiaceae. The record is from RefSeq and is a predicted model, not a curated record. The transcript has 2 exons. The coding region runs from base 1 to 237 and encodes 78 amino acids.
AUGGUGCAAUAUCUUGUUGGAAGAGCAUUGGACCCUUUAUUGGGUAUCGCAACGGGUGUAUUUGCCUAUUACAUCUACGAAACCGAUCCACGAAAUGCAUCACAAAGACCUGCCGGUAGAAGUUUAAGUGAACUGGCAACGAGGUAUAUCAACAACGAGAAGCCACAGUUCACGUUGUAUACAGGGCCAAACCCAUUAGGUGAUCGAAUCGAUCGUUCGGACAAAAAGGCUGUUUAAUUUGAACGAACGAAUGUACACUAUACCAACACAACAAAUGAUACACGUAUGAUCAAUUUUGACUGAAAGUUUUUGAAAAGAGGCUACACAGAAGAUGACAUGAUACAAAGGAAACAGAGAAAAAAAGAAUGAAAAAAUUUGCAU